Chiloscyllium plagiosum (whitespotted bambooshark) is the source of this 3996-nucleotide messenger RNA. The record is from RefSeq and is a predicted model, not a curated record. NCBI's taxonomy places the organism in Eukaryota, Metazoa, Chordata, Chondrichthyes, Orectolobiformes, Hemiscylliidae.
GGGCCAAGGCAGGAGACUCCCAGGGGCCAGUGGGGUGUGGGCUUUCAGGAAGCAUUCCUGAAAACAUCAGCUCAUGGGAGACGUCGUUUGUGACUGACCAAAGUAAAAACCAUGAGGCAUAGUCCAUUCAGCCCAUCGAGUCUGCCCCACAGUUCAAUGAGAUCGAAGCUGAUCUGAUCAUCCUCAAUCCCACUUUCCCGCCUUUUCCUCCAUAUUCCUUCCUGAUUAGAAAUCCAUCUCCACUUUCACCUCUUGGCCAAUUUCCUGACAGACUGGGCACUUCUUGGUGCUCCUCCCUCCCUGUCGUAGAAUCGAUUCUCUUGGCAUGAGAUUUACACACAGGUCAGUGAAAUAGCCAGAUUGAGACACGGUGGGUAAUUUAUCUCUGCAUGGAUCGAUCACGCGAGUUGGUACUGGAAUUAUUCACUGUCGUGCUCAGAAAACGCUCAUCGGACUUUCGGUUUGACGAGCGCCUUCUCCCAGCGGCGGCUCGCCGUCCUGACGAGUUCAGACACAGAGAACGGCAAGCCCCAGAGUUCCUGCUCCGUCACUUCACAGAGCGAGCUCCUCGGUUUCACCGCUUCCUCCAGCUCGGAGCAUGGCAAGUCCGACACUCGGGCUGAAGGGCCGUCCCGCACUGUGUAGCAUGAUCGCCAGCACCAGGAACCUCUUCGUGGGCAGAAAGAGGAAAAGAGUCGCUCACAACCCCGAGAGUGCCGAACAGGAAACCGGGAAUGCCGCCAAGUCCAACCCUUCCAAAAGGCACCGGGACCGCCUCAAUGUGGAAUUUGACAACCUGUUGAGGCUCCUACCGACCAGUGAGGACAUUGCCGGGCGAUUGGACAAACUCUCCAUCCUACGCCUCAGCGUCAGCUGCCUUCGCCUGAAAAGAUUCUUUGAAGCUACUUUGGGGCAACAGAAGAAAUGCCCACCUGCAGAGCAGGCUAACAAUGCCAGACUGGACUGGCAGCUGCCAAACCACGGCAAUGUAAUCCUGUCCGAAGGGGAACUGCUCCUGCAGGCGCUGAAUGGCUUUGUCCUGGUGGUGACCACUGAAGGUGACAUCUUCUAUGCAUCUCCUACCAUUCAAGAAUAUGUGGGAUUCCACCAGACUGCUGUUCUGCACCAGCCUGUGUACGAACUGCUUCAUCCUGAAGAUCGCGAUGAGUUUCGGCGCCAGUUGCAUUGGGCGCUGGACCCAGUGCCACGCUCCAACAUGGCACAGUCGGGUAACAGCACAAAUGUUGACGUUAUUAUGAGGUACGAUCCACAGCAACUCCCCCCAGAGAACUCCACUUUCCUCGAGAGGAAUUUUGUGUGUAAAAUGCGCUCUCUCCUCAACAACCCCUCUGGCUACAUGGCUGUAAACAUUGAAGGCAAACUGAAGUACCUCCAUGGGCAGAACAAGCGGGCAGAAGAUGGCACUCUCCUACCUCCACAGUUGGCACUCUUUGCCAUCGCGACCCCCCUCCAAGUGCCUUCAAUCCUUGAAAUCAGGACCAGAAGUGCCCUGUUUCAGACGAAACACAAGCUCGACUUUUCACCUGUUGCCUGUGAUACAAAGGCUAGGAUUGUGCUGGGUUACUCGGAACUGGAGCUGUGUAUGCGAGGGUCGGGAUACCAGUUUAUUCACGCUGAUGACAUGCUUUACUGUGCAGACAACCAUGUUCGAUCUAAGGGCUCCAAAACCGUUCACAGUAUUUGUGGACAACGUAUGGUUCUGGUCACCGCACUACCAGGAGGAUGUGGAUGCUUUGGGAGAGGGGACAGAACUCCCUUCUCUUCCCACAGAGAUAAAGAAGGGCUGGACCACUUCCAGAAGCGGACAAUGCCGUUUCCACUUCCAUUCUCAACAGGAGAGGCUGUGCUCUAUGACCAUGGUUUGCCAAUGCUUGGCCUCACCAGUUCCUUUCCGUCGGCGAGCAGCAACAGUAGUGUGCAACAGAGUGGAUACAUGGAUCCCAACUCGCUUCUGGGAGUCAUGAUGAGCCAAGACAAGGCCGUGUACAUCAGACCCCCAGCGACUGAGCCGAAGUACUCCAUCAGCCGGGUCAGUGGAGGGGUUGAGCUGGGAGGGAGUGCACUGGGUUCCCAGAAUGGAGAGAAAAACAUCAAAGAGGAAGAGGGCAGCUUUAAGCAGGAUGAUGACCUGUUGUCCCUGCUAGAUGAUAUGCUACAAGGUGACAAUGAUGAGGCAUUUACUGGCUUCCCAAAUGUACUGGAAAGCUUGGGACCAGAGGACCUGGAACUGAUGCACUGGGUGGAGAGCACAUUGACCAUGGAGGGAGUUUCGGAAAGCCCCCUCAGUGACGUACUCACAAACAACCAGGUCCUGUCUUAUGUUCAGGAGUCACUCAAGAAGAAGGAGCUGGGCCCUUGCCCACUGAACAGUCUGCAGCCAGACUUGGGCCCAGGACGCCAGUUGGCUCAACGUUCAGACACCACGCAAGACAGGGGUAAGGGCUCUCCUUGGAUGCCAUCCUCCUCUGGGCAGCCGAGUGCCCCGUCAUCAAUGCCCCAACCGCCGUCAAAGGUGAAUCGCUUGACCCACGGGCUGGUGCCACCUUGUAGCCUGGCGCACAGAAUGCAACACAGCCAGCACAGAGGGCAGUGGCCCCAUCCUGCACAGCGGCUGCCACCCACGCAGAGCCCGGCUCCUGCGCAGCGCCAAUGUGCGCAGCAGCAAGCCCGCUGUGAGCAACGGGCAGCCAGACGGGACCUAAAGCUGCCACAGCGGGUUCAUUGGCAGCAGUGCAGCCAGCAGUCAGACUGUUAUCUCCAGCAGCCUGGUGAUCCCAAUCCAUUGCCCAUCGGCAUGCUCAACCCAAGCUGCGCCAGUGGGUACCCGAGAGAUCCACACAGCGGCAGAGCUGAACCGCAGCAAAACAUACCCCUCCUUAACCUGGCACCCACCCCUGCAAACGUCACGGUCUGCGGAGCUCCCUCUCAGCAGAGCAGACUAAACUUCAGUCAUCCAGGAAUUGCACUCCCUAGUUACGGACAAGAGACUCAGAGUGCAACCAGCUGGUUCUCCAGGGAGAGCCAAGCCAGCGGAACUCUGUUUCCAUGUUUCAGCUCCCCGACACCUCCCCGGAAGAGUGCAAAUCUCCCUGUAUUUCACCCGGCAUCGACUGUCCCUUUGUGCCAUGAGUACUCCCACGUGCAUCCUGAAGAACAAAAUGGCUGGCACCCCGUGGACCUGUACAAGAUGAAAGAAGAUUCCAAUGGCUUUCUUGGCUUUCACCCUGCUCUGAACGGUACCCCGAUUUUUGGCAAUGGCUCCGCCCAAUGAGGAACCAGCCGGGCCUCUCACGAACAGAUCUGACGCCAUCUUUGCUCCAGGCCCCACUGUCUCCUUGGCAACGAGUGAAGGCUCCUGGAAGAUCCAAACCUUAUCAGGGAGGUGGCUUUUAGCUUUUCAACUUCAGAAGAUUUUGUUCGACAGAGUCUUAAAUUUGUCGUAGUAAAUGCUGCAACAAGUCCGUGACUUCCUCUGUGUCAAGAAGCUUUGAGGAAAACAAUGGCAACAUGGCAGAUUUAUUGCCUCUACCCUUAAAGGAUCAUCCUCAAGGUUUGGUUGUAGUGGAUGGCAUUUCUGGAGAACAGCCUUGCAUUCAGUAAGAAAACUGUCUCUUGAAUAUUCCUGGUUAGUUAAUCUGCUGGCUUUUGUAAGCGGGAAAGGUAAAUCCCAUCAUUUGACUGGGAGUCGCUAUUUGGAAGACACAAGGAAAGGUUUUUAAAGAUGCCAGAAAUCAAACUUGAGACCUUUCCAGAUCAAUCUUCUGAAAUGACGUAACGACAGAGGUGGGUUUCGCAGGUUCUGCCACAUGAUAAAGUCGUUGAGAGUUACAGGGACUUUUUUCUUCUUUUUCUCACUUUCAAACUUUCAAGCAAUGUGUUUCAAGAAUGGCAACCACAGGAAGUCUGUGUGUGUCUGUGUGUGUGUAUGCGUCUGUGUGUGUGUGUAUGUCUAUGUACGUGUGUGUGUCUAUGUAC